AUGAGUGUGUGUGCGCAGGACUCGACGGAUUCGCACAUCGCCGAUGUGCUGGCGCGUGUGCAAGUGCAACGCAAGCACAUGGAAGCAGCGCAAGCUGUGCGAGGCCUGACAUCAAAUCAAGAUGUCAUCCGCAACGCCGAGGCCCAAAUACGAGACGCUCAGCGCAACAUCUCAUACCUCGAAGAGAGCUUGCGCCAAUUGCAAGAUAGGCGCGCAAGCUCUGGCACGCCUGGCAGGACGGAUAGCCCUGGUGGCGUGAGGCCAGGCGCUGGCACUUCGCAAGGCGGGCAGCCAGGUGGCCCUCAGCAAGGAUAUGCGUCCAGCACCCAUUCGACUGGGAACAACAGCAAUUCAUCCUUCACCUCGCCCUACGCAGCCGGUCCUGAAUCACGAAGACCAUAUCCCGGAGACAGCAGCAGCAGCUACGUCUCGUCCGCCAGCUCAGGCGGGUGGAAUCGCUUCGAGGACAGGCCCCUGCCUGCAGCUCCCGGCCACUCGGAAGGUGAGGGCUUUGGCUCUCCUGGUGGACAAGGAGAGUGGCGACCUGCGCCGAUCGGUCGCAUGGGCACCAGCGCAAAGAAGCAAUACACAAAUCUCGACCUCAUCAAGUACGACACGCCCCACACCACGGCCAAGAUCUCUAGAAUGCUUCAUCAGCUCGAGUUCAAGCUUCAGAUCGAAAAGCAAAUGAAAGUUGGUAUCGACAAGAUGGCCAAACUCUAUUCUAUGGAAGGUGAUCGCAAGAGCAAAAAUGACGCCGAGAGCAAGAGAGUGGAAAGUGAGAAGAAGCUGGUUCUACUCCAGCAAAGCCUGAAGCGCUACAAGCAACUGCACGUCAUGGAGGAGAGCGGGGAGGACGAGAUGCCCGGCUCCAUCGAAGACCGUAGGCAAAAGCUCCGAAAACCCCUUUCUGGUACGCUCCAAGUGUCCGUGCGCAGCGCACGAGACAUUGAUCAUGCGCCCAACGCGCGAAUGGGAAGAAGUGUACGGGAAUCGACUGUCGUGAUCAAGGUCGAAGAUACGCCACGAGCACGAACACAUCCAAGCCGCACGGACCGCUGGCAAGAAGACUUUGAAGUAGCGGUCGACAACGCCAACGAAAUCGAAGUGACGGUUUAUGACAGAGUUGGCUCUGCGCAUCCAGUCCCCGUUGGUAUGCUGUGGAUCAGGAUCAGUGACAUCGUGGAGGAGCUGCGCAAAAAGAAGUUUGGUCAAGUCUCGACCAUUGAUGGCGGCACGAAUGCGCCGGGAGGUUGGGGCACCGCAGAGGAUGUUGCAGCGGAAGGACCCGGUGCCAGAGGCUUUGGUGGUGUUGCCGGAGGCGGUGCAGGUAGCCUUCAGGAUGCCAGCUUCCAUCUAGGACCUGCCGGUGCCCAAGUGCCACUCGGCCCAACUCAGGAUGGUGUGGAAGCGUGGUUUGCGGUCGAACCUGCAGGCGCUAUCUUCUUGCGCCUGAACUUCAUCAAGCAAAACGUGCGCAAGCGUCCUUAUGAUGCGCGCCUAGGUCGUCAAGGUGCCGUGCGCAAACGAAAGGAGGACGUCGCAGAGAUCAAUGGACACAAGUUCAUCUCUAGACAGUUCUAUCAAAUUGUUCGUUGCGCUCUUUGCGGCGAGCUCCUCCUGAACGCCACCGGCUCGCAGUGUGAAGACUGUCGCUACACUUGCCACAAGAAGUGCGCACAGAAGGUCGUUACCAAGUGCAUCAGCAAGAGCAAUGCAGAGACGGAGCGCGAUGAGGUCAAGAUCAAGCAUCGCAUCCCUCAUCGAUUUGUGCCGUUGACAAAUAUCAGCGCGAACUGGUGUUGCCACUGCGGUUACAUCUUACCCCUGGGCCGCAAAAAUGCUCGCAAGUGCGCUGAAUGCGACAUCACCGCCCACAGUGACUGUGCGCACCUGGUCCCCGAUCUGUGCGGCAUGUCAAUGGAGCUGGCCAACCAGCUUUUGGCAGACAUGGAAGCUAUCGACCGCGUCAAGUCCUCAGCCAAGACGCAGCUGCCCUCAUCUCAACAGCAAUUUGGCGGUGGUCAGGCCAACGGAGGCCGCAUCGGAGCACCCAGACCCACCUUUGGUGGACCUGGCGCGCCUGAUGGACGCCUCACAGGCCUCGAGCAGCAGACAGCUCAGAUGGGACUUGGAGGCAGUCCUUACCCACAAGGCGCUGGCUACGGUGAUACCCCAGUGCAUGCCCAGCAUGCACAGGCGCAGUCGCAACAACCGACUCAAGCUGCGGCCUCGUUGCAUUCUCAGCACUUGGGCGUAUCACAGGCGGACGGUGGCCGCCCACCACAAAAAGCACAACAGCAGCCCCAAAGCUACCCCCAGCAAGCUCGACCACCUCAGGACGGGGUGCGUCCCCAGCCUUACGCCUCAGAGCAACCCGCUCAGGGUGUCAAGCCGCCACGUCCCCUACCUCAGCAGCCGCCGACCGGCGAUGGCAGGGUGCAGUCUAUUGCGCAGUCAGCAUCUUCUACGCAGGUCGCUGCUCCUGCGGCUGCCGGCGCCCACGCUCCCCGCCCUGUCAUCGCCCAAACGCCGUCUCAAGCGUCCAUCGCGACCAUCGGAGCCGCGCCAGCCCAAGCACCAGCAUACCCGCCUUCCUCCAAGCGCAAGAUUGGCCUCAAUGACUUCAACUUCUUGGCUGUGCUGGGUAAGGGUAACUUUGGUAAGGUCAUGCUGGCAGAAGAGAAGAGGAGCGGCUACCUUUACGCCAUCAAGGUGCUCAAGAAGGAAUUCAUCAUUGAGAACGAUGAAGUCGAAAGCACCAAGUCAGAGAAGCGCGUAUUUUUGGCAGCAGCCCGCGAGCGCCAUCCAUUCUUGCUGGGUCUUCACUCGUGCUUCCAGACAGAAACCCGCGUGUACUUCGUCAUGGAGUACGUCAGCGGUGGUGACUUGAUGCUUCACAUUCAGCGUGAACAGUUCACGCCAAGGCGGGCCAAGUUCUACGCUGCGGAGGUCCUUCUGGCGUUAGAAUACUUCCAUAAGCAAGGCAUCAUCUACCGUGAUCUCAAGCUUGACAACAUCUUGCUCACACUCGACGGUCACAUCAAGGUGGCGGACUAUGGUCUGUGCAAGGAAGACAUGUGGUACGGCAAGACAACCAGCACGUUCUGUGGUACCCCAGAAUUCAUGGCGCCAGAGAUCUUGCUCGAGCAAAGAUACGGACGCGCCGUCGAUUGGUGGGCCUUCGGUAUUCUCAUCUACGAGAUGCUGUUGGGACAAGCCCCCUUCCGUGGAGAUGAUGAGGAUGAAAUCUUUGACGCAAUUCUGGAAGACGAACCUUUGUAUCCGAUCCACAUGCCUCCCGACUCUGUGUCGAUUUUGCACAAGCUGCUCACGCGCGACCCUGCAAGGCGCCUCGGUUCUGGCGCAACGGACGCCGAAGAGAUCAAAGCGCACCCCUUCUUCCGUGACAUCAAUUGGGACGACAUGUUCCACAAGCGUGUGCCACCACCCUUCUGCCCCACGCUCAAAAAUCCAAGCGAUACGUCUUGGUUCGACUCCGAGUUUACGAGCGAGAAGCCGACGCUCACGCCAGUACACAGCGUCCUCAGCACUCAGGACCAAGCCGAAUUCAAGAGCUUUUCUUGGUGA
Molecule: messenger RNA, 3591 nt
Organism: Ceraceosorus guamensis
Lineage: Eukaryota; Fungi; Basidiomycota; Exobasidiomycetes; Ceraceosorales; Ceraceosoraceae
Exons: 9
Coding region: 1-3591 (1196 amino acids)
Biological process (GO): signal transduction; fungal-type cell wall biogenesis; protein phosphorylation
Molecular function (GO): diacylglycerol-dependent serine/threonine kinase activity; ATP binding
Source: RefSeq, a predicted model, not a curated record